AAUUUUUUAGCGUGUAACAGUUGUCUGUGUGCAAACAUAAAGUGCACUGCCUUUACUGUUUUUACACGGGGAUGAGUUGUGUUACUAAAUUUAUACAAACACACACAUGCUGAAGCUAUUUCCAGCUUUCCCCGUUGAGCCAGUGAAGUCCAGCUAAAUCUGUAGGGCCUGAGGUGGAUUGAGUUACAUGAGAGGCACAGGCCACUGUUGCAAAAUUUCAGUUCUACCACCAUGCACUGCAGUAUGCCAGAGCUUGUUUCCACCAUCCCAGAAACUGGCAUAUGUUGAUAAACCGAACUCCAGCAGAUGGUGAUACUCGAUGUGUUAAUAAUAGGGGGCGGCCCUCAUGCCUUGACCCUGGCUAGCUUGCUAUCCACUGCUCACCCUAAUCCAAAUUCAGACCCUGGACAUGACUUACCACUCUCCCCCUUCUGCUCGGGCCCUUCGGGGCCUCGGCCAAACCCAGAAACAUCCCACAACAAACUUUGCAGUGGCAGGAAGAAGAGGAGAGCAAAAAAAGAUUUGAGAUUAGUCUCCACAGGUGUGACACUGGAGGAACGACUAGCAAAGUCAACAAUAUCAGAGAGUGUCGUUUGCCCCCCGCAAAGUCUGAGAGUGGUAGAUUCCUAUGGAGAGUGGACCUGUAUGUGGGAGAGCCAGUUCACAGCUCUAAAAAUCCCUCACUUGCGCUCACAUACACUGGUGCACACAGAUCCUCUCAAUAAGAAAGCUCUGCAGGAGUUUGUUUUAAAGUUUGAUCGUUUGGCAGAGCUGCACAGUCUUCCAGACCAGGUUUAUAUUCUGGAUGAAAAUGCAUUCUUCAAUGACAUGAGGCUCGGCAAGAAGGAGAGGAAACGUCUAAACAUCACCUCAACACUCAAGAAAAGUUUAUCCUUCAGUCUGCCAGGAACCAAACUAAGUGUGGAUUUCUUUAAAGAUCAGGUGGAGAGAUACAACUUGGACAAAGUGCUGGUAAAGGGAACAGUGGAGCGCAUCACCCCUGUGAUUGAGGACAAGGACGAGACGGAAGAAGAGACUGACCGGAUAAAGGAGUGGGAAACAGAGGGUGAGGCCACGAGAACGACUGAAAGGAAGGAAGACGGGGCAAAGAAGAGAGUGAAAUAUUUUCAAGUCCAACUUCAAGAAGGCAUCACCCUAAAAGCCCGCCAAGUUGUUAUGGCGACAGGUCCGACCCGGGCCCAGAUGGCAAACAUCCCCUCAUGGGUGAAAAGCAUUGGAGAGAGCUACCCAGAGGAGCGUUUGCAACACACUGUGCACCUCAUGCAUCACCUGGCAACUGCUCGGCAAAAAAAUAAAGACACAGAUUGUUGGAGUGUGAAAGAGACUUUAACAACUAAAGUGUGUGAGGCAGGGCAGAGAGUAAUGGUAGUUGGUGGAGGUCUGACCAGCGCUCAUGUCGUCUCAAUUGCCCUGCAGCAAGGUGCCAGCCAUGUGACAUGGGUCAUGAGGAAGCACCUCCAGUUAAAACAGUUUGAUGUGGGUGAUGUGGAGAGCCUGGUGGGUCGUUACUCCCACGUGGAGCAUGGAAUCAAGAUGGACGGCCAAGCCUACCUAAGACAGUUCUAUAAUGAGCGGAGUCUCCACAAACGGCUGGCUAUGAUUCGCCAGGCAAGGAAAGGAGGGGCUGUCACCCCAGAGGCCUACAUCCACCUACAGCCAUUCAUCCUGAAUGGACAGGUGGACGUAAAGACAUACUGUCAGGUGAGUGAAAGCAGCUGGUGCUACAGGAACCAGGCCUGGAGUCUUUCCCUCAGCACCGGGGCCCACUGGACUGGAGAUAUGAUCUGGCUCGCCACUGGCUGCAAACUAGACGUCCAACAGGACCCGUUGCUUUCUGAGGUGAUGAGGGAAUUCCCCAUUCAGGUGAUAGAUGGUUGGCCAUGCAUAUCAGAAAGCUUACAGUGGGCAGAUGAGUGCCCGCUAUACCUGAUGGGGCAGUACACCGCUCUUCAGGUUGGACCUCAUGCAGUAAACCUAGCUGGGGGUCAGGCUGCCAGCAUGCGAAUUGCCAAGGACAUCAUGUGCCGUCAGCAACAGGACAAUGCAGAUGCUUUUGAACUGAUUGGGGAGAAAUCCAAAACUGAAGAAUAUAUUCAACAGAUGAAAGGCCAAUUAUGGCUUUAACUUUACCAUUUAGUCUGAAGAGCUCAAAUGCACAUGAGAGUAGUCAUCUAUUGUUGAUUAUCCUGUUCAAAGGGGACUUGAUUAAACGGAUUGGACUUAAAAUCUGUGAAACUGACUUUUUUGGGGACUAUCACGAACAUAUUUCAAAUUAACACAUAUUCAUCCUUAAUUGCCCAAUCAGUAUUCGUUCAAUAUUAACAGAUAUUACACAAAAAUUUUAGGACAUGGCUUGGAAUGAAAAUCUGCAAUUUAUGUUUGCCUCAUGUGAUCAGUUUCCAUGGCUGACAUAAGCAAAUAUUUUAUGGCAACAAAAAUGUAUAGUGAGUUUGUCUUUAUCUGAAUCAAGGUUCUAAUGAUUGAAGGUUUUGUAUAUUAUUCAUAUUGUAAAGCCCUGUGAGACAAAAUCUGAGGAAAGUAAAACUGGGUUGAAUUGACUGAAAUUUCACGGUUAAAAGACGUCUAAACAGAGCCCAGACGUCUAGGAUAAAACAGGGCUGAAUUUGGGCUGUCAGUGAAAGUUUGGUAGACGUCUAACCAUAGCCCAAAACUAGUCUAGUCAUCAAUUAGACCACCAUUGAAUGGCUACAUAUAGACAUGUAUUAGAUGGUGAAAAUGGGUCUAGGCUAAAACAAGGCUGAAUUUGG
Micropterus salmoides (largemouth bass) is the source of this 2789-nucleotide messenger RNA. RefSeq lists its product as uncharacterized. NCBI's taxonomy places the organism in Eukaryota, Metazoa, Chordata, Actinopteri, Centrarchiformes, Centrarchidae. The coding region runs from base 307 to 2145 and encodes 612 amino acids. The transcript is spliced from 10 exons. The record is from RefSeq and is a predicted model, not a curated record. Gene Ontology annotation, molecular function: oxidoreductase activity.